Messenger RNA from Epithele typhae, 354 nucleotides. Its product is annotated as ribosomal L37ae protein family-domain-containing protein. The transcript has 7 exons. Gene Ontology annotation, cellular component: ribosome. Gene Ontology annotation, molecular function: structural constituent of ribosome. Lineage: Eukaryota; Fungi; Basidiomycota; Agaricomycetes; Polyporales; Epitheliaceae. Bases 1 to 354 code for a protein of 117 amino acids. Gene Ontology annotation, biological process: translation. The record is from RefSeq and is a predicted model, not a curated record.
AUGGACUGCGCAUGCGAGCGAUUCCGUAGCAAGUUCGUCACCGUACUCGACGCCCCCGACAACAAUUCCCUCAAGAUGACGAAGCGCACUCGCAAGGUCGGCGUUACCGGCAAGUACGGUACUCGUUACGGUGCCUCCCUGCGUAAGCAGGUCAAAAAGAUGGAAAUCACCCAGCACGCCCGUUACACCUGCACCUUCUGCGGCAAGGACGCCGUAAAACGCCAGGCGGUCGGUAUCUGGAAGUGCAACUCAUGCAAGAAGGUUAUCGCUGGUGGUGCGUGGACCCUUGCGACAACAGCUGCAGCGACUGUCCGCAGCACCGUCCGUCGGUUGCGCGAAAUCACGGAGGCGUAA